AUGGCCUGGCAUGGGAAAUUUCGGCCCGGCUUGCUCUUACUUCUGUUUUCGUUCGUUGUUAUAUCGGAGGCAACGGCAAAAGCACUUGAAAUUCGUUAUGAGACCGCAUACGCUUGCGAGGGAAAAAUCCUGAAAAUCGAAUGUAAAGAGGGCGAGCUGAUCAAACUGAUACGAGCGAACUAUGGCAGGUUUUCAAUCACAAUAUGCAACGAUCACGGCAAUACUGAUUGGAGCGUGAACUGCAUGUCACCGAAAUCUUUAAGAGUCCUUCACAGCAGGUGCACCCACAAUCAAAACUGCAGCAUCCCUGCCAGUACCAGCAUGUUCGGCGACCCAUGUGCUGGUACUCACAAGUAUCUUGAGGCGCACUAUCAGUGUUUACCAGCAACGACAACAACAACUACUAGUCGUCCAAGUCCGCCAUGGUUGAUUACAUCACAACCACCGAUGUGGACUACCAGUAAACCACCUUCUUCGAGACCUACACAUCCAUCACCACCACCAAAACCGUCUGUUAUGUCUCCACCACCAGCUUCUGGUCCAACUACAUCUAAAACAAAAUCUACAACAGUAACACGUCACUUCUCUGUAACGCAUUCAUCGAAACCACCUGUACAACCAAUUGAAAUCAUAGAUUCUGAAGUAGAUGAUAAACUUUACCACAUUCCAGAAGAAAUUACCACACUUCCAUUUACUACUGUUAUGCCAGAUGGAGAACACGAACACAAUAAAGUGACAUAUGACGUCACAUACACAUCAGUACCAAGCAUGAUCCCAUCGUGGGGAAAAGAUGGCGAUACUAUACCUUAUCAUUGUAGUCCUCAAACAGUCCGCAGUAUAUACUGGAACUGGACUAAAGUAAAUACAACAUCCAUCCAACCGUGUCCCGGUGGUACAACGGGAUUUGCCAAGUGGCACUGCCAAGCAUUGCCUAAUUCGAAAGAACCCCAGUGGUUCCCACCAAAUCCAGAUCUCAGCGAGUGCAGAUCUGUUUGGUUAACUAGUUUAGAACAAAGAAUAAUCGUUGGUAGAGACCCUUUGCUGUCUAUAACCAAUGAUUUAGCUCAAGUAACGAGCAGCAAAACGCUUUUUGGUGGAGAUAUGAUGUUCACCACGAAAAUCAUACAAAAAUUAACGGAAAAGAUGAGCAAAGAUAUUGAAACAUUCCAAGAUGUUGUCCAAAGAGAGCAAUUUGUAACUGAGUUGCUUUCUGAUGUUGCACAAACUGGCAGCAACUUAUUAGAUGCUUCCCAACAUUCGUCUUGGAAAGACUUGAGCUACAGGGAACAAAUGAAUGUGGCCACUUCAUUGCUAAUAGAAUUAGAAGACAACGCUUUUCUUCUAGCUGAGACUGUAAAUAGUAAAAAGACUGUAGACCGAAUGUUCAAAAAUAUAUUACUUUCAGUUCGAGUUUUAGAUGUAAGAUCUCUAUCACAAGAGAAAUUUCCAGAAGAUGAUGUUAUGAAAAUAUGGCAAGUGAGCAAUGAUACCAUAGAAUUGCCCAGGGGAGCUUUAUUAGAAAAUAGUGAUGGUUCCUUAGUUAGACUAGUUUUUGUAGCAUUUGACCGUUUAGAAGAAAUUUUGCAAUGGCAACCAGAAGGGAUAGAUACACCUAAUCCUAGCAAUAAUGUAUCCAAAGUUCUAAAUAGCAAAGUAAUAUCAGCUAGUUUGGGCAAAGGCAGACAUAUCCAACUUAAAGAACCUGUCAAAUUAACCAUGAAACAUCUCAAGACUGAAAACGUGAGCAAUCCAACAUGUGUAUUUUGGGAUUAUACUACAAAUGCUUGGUCAGAAGAAGGAUGCUAUGUUGAUUUCUUACUCUCAAAUUCUACGCAUACUAUAUGUUUCUGUGAGCAUCUGACAAACUUUGCUAUACUUAUGGAUGUUCAUGCUGUGUAUUUGCCCAUGUCACAUGAAAUUGCUUUGCAAGUCAUUACAUAUGUGGGUUGUAUAAUAUCUAUUAUAUGUUUAGUAUUAGCAAUUAUCACUUUUCAGUUAUUCAGAGGACUCAAGAGUGACCGAACGACAAUCCAUUGUAAUUUGUGUAUAUGCCUUUUAGUAGCAGAAGUAAUAUUUUUGUUUGGAAUUAGUCAGACUGAAAACAGAAUUAUUUGUGGUGUUAUAGCUGGAUUUUUGCAAUACUUCUUCUUAUGUGCUUUCUUUUGGAUGUUUUUCGAAGGUUUCCAACUUUAUGUAAUGCUUAUAGAAGUUUUUGAAGCUGAGAAGUCCAGGAUGCGUUGGUACUAUCUAAUUGCUUAUGGUCUUCCGUUUAUUAUAAUAUUCAUUUCCGCACUUAUCUAUCCACAAGGAUAUGGUACUUACAGGCACUGUUGGUUGCAAACAGACAAUUACUUUAUCUUCAGUUUUGUUGUUCCCGUUGCUGUUAUAAUUUCGCUGAAUGUAAUAUUUUUGAUAAUGGCGAUAAUAAUGAUGUGCAAGCACUCUAGUAAUACAGUGUCUAUGAAAAAUAAGGAACAUUCCCGCCUUGCUAGUACUAGUGGAAAGGAGGAAAAUGCACUUCAUACCAAAUUUCAAGCUAAUUUGGCCUGGUUGAAAGGAGCCUUCAUUCUGGUGUUCCUCUUAGGUUUAACGUGGACUUUUGGUUUCUUGUACCUAAAUAAAGAAUCAGUUGCCAUGGCAUACGUUUUUGCAAUUUUGAACUCUUUGCAAGGAUUCUUCAUUUUCUUAUUCCAUUGUAUACAAAACGAGAAGGUGCGGAAAGAAUAUCGAAAAGUAAUAAGAAAACACUCAUGGCUACCUCAGUGUUUGCGUUGCUCAAGUCCUGGUGGUAGCUCCGGCAGUACCAGCGGAAGUUCAGGCAUGGCGAAGGAGAGAAGAACCAGCCUGUACGGCGGCUCCAAUGGGAACCCUUCGGGCGGUACCAACUCGCAUUCCACCGACAAUUCAGUUCUGACUCCGCAUGGAACUAGUUUGCAGCGCGAUUGGAACUCCCGCAGUUGCAACAACGUGAAUCGGGUGUGCAAAACCCCUACUGCUGUGGCCACAUCUACGUCGGCCAACAUGGCUGCUACUCUGUCACGACCAAUCAGAACUACCCCCACGAACCUUAUACCUGAUCCUGGCCAGGAAUCUAACAAUACUUCCACGCUUCCUUAUAUCCGCAAUUUCUAUAAAAUGUCUAACAAUCAUAAUAUUCCUAAAUCAUUAUCCACUUGGGGUCCUCUACACAAACCUUUACACUCUAAGAACAUUUCUUUUAAGUCAUGCAGCCGAGAUUCCGGCCACGGAGGAUCUGAACAAGAGGAUUCACCAAGAUCCCACAUGGUGUUGAGCCAGGAUCCUGGACAAGGUUCACUACAUCACGCUCUCAAUACCAAAGACAUCCGCCAUCAUCAAAUACUCCAAGAACGUCCCAAAGAUUUGGCGAAUUUUGAUAUUUGCCUCGAACCGAAUAUCUAUCCUAAACACCUAAUUCUCCCACAAAAUUACCAUGGGAAUUCGAGAAAGAGACCAUCUGGAGCCAUUCACCACACUUACACGGAGAUCUACGACGGUCAGAGUCCAAGAGGAAUGAUUGAAGAUGAUCCAGUUUAUGAAGAGAUAGAUAGAAACGAGAUCCAGGUAUCAGAUAUGAGCGAUGAAGACGGAAAAAGACAGAGUGAUAUGAGCAGACAAUCAUCAAGAUCCUACGGAGACCACAGGCCUUUGAUUCCUUACAGUCCUGGGAACGAUAGGAGCUUUACGGAGGUGAUGAAACACUAUGCCAAAGAUCUGAAUUACUGUCCAAACAACAUGGCUAUCGGCAUGGACACCUACAGAAGACGCAACAUGAACAUGGCAUACCGUGCAGGGAUGCAAGGCGAUGCAUCAGUGCGCUCCUUAGCGGCUGUUUUGGAUGGAGAAACGGUUGUCUGUCACUUGGAACCUCCAGAGAUUCAGGAUCCCAAUGAUUCAUUUGUCUCACGAACUUUAGUCCUCCCCCCCUAUAGUGAGAGUUAA
This is a messenger RNA of Psylliodes chrysocephalus, 3960 nucleotides long. The record is from the annotation of a GenBank genome assembly. Lineage: Eukaryota; Metazoa; Arthropoda; Insecta; Coleoptera; Chrysomelidae.